AUGGGCUUACUUUCUCUACUCAGAAAGUUAAGGUCCAACCCUGAUGUUGAGCUCAGAAUACUUCUACUGGGCCUUGAUAAUGCAGGAAAGACCACUUUACUCAAAGUGUUGGCGUCAGAGGAUAUAUCACAUAUUACACCCACACAGGGUUUCAAUAUCAAAUCAGUGCAAUCAAAAGGCUUCAAGCUUAAUGUGUGGGACAUUGGUGGACAGCGGCGGAUUCGGCCGUACUGGAAAAACUAUUUUGAGAACACAGAUUUGUUGAUAUACGUUAUUGAUAGCUCUGACAGGAAAAGAUUUGAGGAAACUGGUGAUGAGCUGACAGAACUGUUAGAAGAAGAGAAGUUGGCGGGGGUUCCCGUCUUGAUCUUUGCCAACAAGCAAGACCUACUGACGGCAGCAAAGGCCAGUGAGAUUGCUGAAGGUUUGAACCUUAACGCAAUCAGGGACAGGGAAUGGCAGAUCCAGGCCUGCUCUGCCCUUACUGGAGAAGGAGUCAAGGAAGGAGUCGAGUGGAUGACAAAAACAUGCAACAGAAAGAAAUGA
Molecule: messenger RNA, 546 nt
Organism: Candidula unifasciata
Lineage: Eukaryota; Metazoa; Mollusca; Gastropoda; Stylommatophora; Geomitridae
Source: the annotation of a GenBank genome assembly